Colletotrichum higginsianum IMI 349063 is the source of this 3198-nucleotide messenger RNA. Its product is annotated as Kelch domain-containing protein. Bases 1 to 3198 code for a protein of 1065 amino acids. The transcript has a single exon. Gene Ontology annotation, biological process: cell redox homeostasis. NCBI's taxonomy places the organism in Eukaryota, Fungi, Ascomycota, Sordariomycetes, Glomerellales, Glomerellaceae. The record is from RefSeq and is a predicted model, not a curated record. Gene Ontology annotation, molecular function: protein binding. Gene Ontology annotation, cellular component: mitochondrion; cytosol.
AUGUCUGGCCCGGGACUAACCUCGAACCAGUCUGAUCUCUCGCGCUUUUCCGACUCGGAGCCCGAGCAAGAUAGAUCCCCCCCCGGAAAGUCUACCGCAGACAUUCUCUCGGGCGUCUAUCGCGGCUUCAAAAAAUUUGCGCCGAGCAGAGACGGCGAAUCGCGCCUGACGAGACAGCCUUCCCUCUCUCGACUAGGUCUGCACAGCGUUUCCCCAAGCUUGACCUCAACCCCCUCUCCGCCUCCUUCCUCGACGCCUACUCCCGUCCCGAACUCGUCCAAGAACCGGCCGCUUCAGCAUGGGAGGAGCCUGAGUCUACAGAGCAGUCUCGCCAAACCCUUACCCGAGCCGCCACCAUCGAUCCCUUCGCCCACCGGGCCCGACGUCCCUCCUGCCGUACACUACAAUAUCGGAAGCCUCGGCGCUAUAGAGGAAGGCCCAGCCGAUGACAUUGAUAGUCGCACCAGCACGAUGGAUUCAAGCGUCUCAGCGGACCGGUCGCAAAUGUACGCCAGUGGGUCGGGAUAUAACGCCGAUAUGGCCAGCAGUCAGAGCAGCUUGGCAAGCUCCUCGAGGCAAGAUGGGAGUGAAGACAUGAGGGAAAACCCGAGCUUGACGCCGCGGAGUAACGGCCCGUUGUCGGCAGGGCCCUCUCCGUCCUCCACCCAAAAUAGGACGCCCGCUUCUGCGGUUGGUACGCCGACUGCCUCGUCGUCUUCAGCCCACCUUUCAGGCCUCAUGUGCAAUGUCCACCGGACGACCGGCCGAGAGCCUCAUCCGCUUGUCGGCGCCACGACUACCAUACUGGGGGACAAGCUUUAUGUCUUUGGUGGAAGAAUACUGUCACGGAGUCGCCCGGCGCCCCUCACAUCCGACCUGUACGAACUGGAUCUUAUUCGCAGGCAUUGGUCGAAGCUCGAGACCACGGGCGAUAUACCGCCUCCGCGAUACUUCCACUCCAUGUGCGCACUGGGAGACACCAAGAUGGUCUGCUACGGAGGCAUGUCCCCGACGCCGAACCAGUCCGCCGCUGGUCCGGAUCAGCAGCCAGAAGUCACGGUUAUGUCGGACAUCUAUAUCUACGAUGUUCCCUCCCGCAAGUGGACCUAUAUACCGACUCAGGAUCCACCUCAAGGCCGCUACGCGCAUUGCGCUUGUAUAAUGCCUUCGUCGGCCACUUUCACCUCACACAAGGCGCCAUUGUCGGCCUUACAGCAUAACCCCUCGUCCGGCAAUCCGAACGAAGGUCGGAUAGGAAUCAACAUUGACGGUACGGGUGGCGCCGAAAUGGUGGUGGUUGGCGGCCAAGACGGCGCCAAUCAUUACAUUGAGCAAAUUAGCGUCUUCAACCUUCGCAGCCUCAAGUGGACGGCGAUCGAGCCUCUCGACAAAAGCUGCGGUGCAUACAGGAGCGUUGUGGCCCCUUUAUCCCCUUCUGUGACGGCACGCAUUGGCAAGUCUAGCGUCAACGGCUUCCAGCGAGACGGUGGCAUCAGCCAGGAAGCCCGCGAACCCGGAUCCUCCAUGCUCAUCUACUCCAACUACAACUUCCUGGAUGUCAAGCUCGAGCUGCAAAUCCGAUCAUCGGACGGCACCCUCACGGAGAAGCCCAUGUCAGGUUCUUACUCGCCACCGGGAUUGCGAUUUCCCAACGGCGGCGUGAUUGACACGUAUUUUGUCGUGAGCGGCACAUACCUCACUUCCUCGAAGCAAGAGUACGCCCUAUGGGCUUUGGAUCUGAAGACUUUGACUUGGUCGCGGAUUGACGCUGGAGGUGCCGUCUUCAGCCAGGGCAGUUGGAACCGCGGCGUGCUCUGGAACCGCAGGAACACGUUUGUUAUUCUCGGCAACCGGAAACGAAGUCUCGUCGAUGACUAUAAUCAUCGACGCAUCAACUUUUCCAAUGUUUGCAUGGUUGAGCUUGAAGCUUUUGGGUUCUACGACAACCCGAGGAAGACGACGCCAAUGUCUGGAUUCGUAUCGGCCAGUAGUCCGUACACUGGACCUGGUUUAAGUCUGGCCAGAAAGGCCGGGACCAUGGCAGGCGGACGCUUCCACUCGAGGGCCGCUGAGGAACUGGGGGAGAAGGCACUGGCCAUGCGGGAGCUGUCCGACAUGGAUAUUCUUUGCUUACAUGGGGAGAGGAUUCCCAUCAACUCGAGGAUGGUGGCACGCCGGUGGGGACCUUACUUUGUGCAGUUGUUGCGGGAGGGAACGGCGACUCAGGACGGCAGCGAUGCCAUGACGCUUCGUUCUGGUUCUGGAGUCAAUAACCCCGUCAGAAAUUCCACUUUGACAAUCACACCAGCUCGCAACACCGUCGAGAGCUCGGGCUCUAUGGCAAGCACCAUUAUGUCGUCAGGCUCGUCGUCGAAAGCCCCGAGUACGGCUCCGACCAGCGCUUCAGCAGCCUCCUUCUCUCUUCCCGCUUCCGGUGGCGGCGUGGACGCAAGCACCGUCAACUCGGCCCCCACGCCCAGGUCUCUUCCGCCCAACUCGCGGCCUCGAUGCCUAUACCUCCCCCACACCUAUCUCACCGUGCAGGCGCUCCUUCACUUCCUCUACACGUCCUCGCUGCCGCCUCCUUCAUCGCCUUUAUGUACGCCCCCUAUCCUGUGCUCGCUUCUUCAGAUCGCUCGGCCAUAUCGGAUCGACGGCCUCCUCGAAGCGGUGGUCGAGCGCUUGCAUGCUCUGUUGGACUCCAGAAACGCAGCUGCAGUUUUCAACGCCACCGCAAUGGCCGCUGGUGGCGGUCGUGGUAUCGACGGUUCCCUGAACCCCAACUUCUUCGUGCCCCUGGAUGCGACGGGCUCGCCCAUUUACCCCUUGGAAGGAUCCCAGAACGGCGACAGCAGUACGGACCUGCAGGGUCUCUCAUCUCGCACGGCCGCGUUGCGCAUCAACACCGCCAUGUCCUCUGGCCGGCCCUCCAGCGACGAACUUAGCGCCACAACGAGUGUCAGUGGAUCAGAGUGGAGUUCAGAGAUUGGCGACUCGGAACGAGGAGGUUUGCGCGAGGUCUGGGGUGGCGAGCUCAGUUCUGUCAUCGGUCUGCAGAAGAGAGGCUUGCGGGGUCUCAUGGAGGGGAGAAGGAUGCGUGAACGCACCGGAACGAACUCUGGUACCGGCAUGAGCGGAGGAAUGAGUUCCUACGGUGGUGGACAGGGCCGAGUGGGACUCGGCAUCGCCGGAUCAUGA